Malassezia restricta is the source of this 342-nucleotide messenger RNA. RefSeq names its product transcription initiation factor TFIIA small subunit. Bases 1 to 342 code for a protein of 113 amino acids. Gene Ontology annotation, biological process: RNA polymerase II preinitiation complex assembly; transcription initiation at RNA polymerase II promoter. Lineage: Eukaryota; Fungi; Basidiomycota; Malasseziomycetes; Malasseziales; Malasseziaceae. Gene Ontology annotation, cellular component: transcription factor TFIIA complex. Gene Ontology annotation, molecular function: RNA polymerase II general transcription initiation factor activity; TBP-class protein binding. The record is from RefSeq and is a predicted model, not a curated record. The transcript has 2 exons.
AUGUCGGCUGGGCGGAAUCAGUACUAUGAGUUCUACCGCCAGAGCAGCAUCGGGAUCCAGCUCACAGAUGCGCUUGACGAGCUGAUCCAAUCUGGACACAUCAACCCUAUCUUGGCGAUGAAGGUGCUGGAGCAGUUUGACAAGUCGAUUUCCGAGACGCUCGCCCACAACGUCAAGUCGAAAGGCAAUGUCAAGGGUCACCUGCAUAACUAUAGACUGUGUGACGAGGUGUGGACGUUCAUUAUCAAAGAUGCCAUGUUCAAGCUCGACAACGGCGAGAUGCUCUCUGUCGACAAAGCCAAGAUCGUGGCAUGCAAGCUCGGCGAAGGCAGCAACCGUUGA